AUGGAUAGAAGCUCAAUCCUACAUGCUACAAGCAGCACCACAAACAAUAAAAAUCAGAGCAAUAAUGGAAAUAAUAUGGUUUUAAGCAUCGAUAUCUCUAACAUUGACGUUAAUACAAAAGCAUAUAUAGAUACAGCCUGCCAAGCAUCGUCAAAUGCAAUUAUCUGCAUCAUCAAGUCAUACAUUGAUCAGAUGACUACAAUACAAAUGGACCUGAUUAGUAAGAUGAACAAACGAUUAGAUAUUUUUAUCACUCAACAGCAAAACCAGAACCCCCAACUCAAUAAAGAUAAAGAAAACCAGGACA
Racocetra persica is the source of this 307-nucleotide messenger RNA. The record is from the annotation of a GenBank genome assembly. Lineage: Eukaryota; Fungi; Glomeromycota; Glomeromycetes; Diversisporales; Gigasporaceae.